Molecule: messenger RNA, 705 nt
Organism: Micromonas commoda
Lineage: Eukaryota; Viridiplantae; Chlorophyta; Mamiellophyceae; Mamiellales; Mamiellaceae
Exons: 1
Coding region: 1-705 (234 amino acids)
Source: RefSeq, a predicted model, not a curated record
AUGGGCGCGUGCUGCAGCUGCUUUUGCUGCCCGAUCUGCACCGCGUGCGGCACCGCGUGCUCGGUUCCGUGCGCGACGUGCUGCGACUACGGCGGCCUCGCCUGGCUGGAGCGCGACUCCACCCUCGCGCUCAGCCUCGCAUCGCUCCUCCUCGGCCUGUGUCUGCACCUCAUCAUGACGGUGCAGUGCGCCGCCCUGCACGACACGUCGUGGUCGCCGCUUCCGACGCACUACGAGAACGGCCCGUGCUUCGGCUCCGGGGGCGACAACGCCUACGCCAACCACGGACUCUUCGGGGCGGUGUUCAUGGGGGUCGGGUUCCCGUUCACCGCGUGCUGCCUGUACGCGCGCGCGACGAAGGCGAGGCACCGGGAGCAGCGACGGAUGCUGGGAUUGGCGGAACCGGUGACGUACUGGUGGGGGUUCACGCACAGCUUCAGGAGGGUGUACUAUACCAUGCCGAUGGCGCCGGUGGUUCCCGGGGGGCUGGCCAUGGGCGGGGCCGGGAGCGCGCUCUACCCGCACGCCCCAUUCGGGGGGGCGUCGCCGCCGAGUCCACGACGACCCGACGAGGUUCCGUUGGCGGCGGUUGUGGUCGAUCCAACGCCCGCGGUGGACGACGGGGCGACCGCACCGCCGAUCGAGUCGAUGGACGCGAGCGGCGUGCCCCGGACGCCUCGCACCCACGCGGUUUCCGACGCGUAG